CAAUUAUAAUUAUUAUAAAAGCAAGUGCAAACAUGGUGAAGAUCGUUGAGGCGGAGGCACAACAUCAUCCACACGCACUCUCACACACACACACACAUUCACACACGCAUCUGAACGCCGUCGGCGCAUUGAAUUUGAAUUUAAAUCUAACGCCGGCUACGCUGCUAAUGAAAAUGGCACGCACGCCGCAUCUGAAGAGCAGUUUUUCCAUCAAUGCCAUAUUGCCGGAGACCGUGGAGCAGGAUGAGCAGCAAAAGUUUAAUAAUAAUAAUAAUAAUAACAACAACAAUAGCUCGCCGCUGGGUUCGGAGCAGGACAGCGAUGUGGAAUCGGAUUUGGAUGUUACCUCCAUGUCGCCAGCGCCGCCAGCUGAUGCCGAAGAGCCUGAUCCGGAUGAUGAGGAUGUAGAUGAAGAUGUAGAUUGUGAUAAUGAUGCUGAGGGCGAUGGCGAUGCUGACUCGGAAACCAAAUCUACAGACGGCAAGCCCAUUAAGGAUAAAAAGGGCAAUGAAAAGCCGCCGUACAGCUACAAUGCGCUUAUUAUGAUGGCCAUACGGCAAAGCCAGGAGAAGCGUCUUACGCUCAACGGCAUCUACGAGUAUAUUAUGACCAAUCAUCCGUACUAUCGCGACAAUAAGCAGGGCUGGCAAAACAGCAUACGCCACAAUUUGAGUUUGAACAAAUGUUUUGUCAAAGUGCCGCGUCACUACGAUGAUCCCGGCAAGGGCAACUACUGGAUGCUGGACCCUUCGGCGGAGGAUGUUUUCAUUGGCGGCAGCACCGGCAAACUGCGUCGACGCACUACAGCCGCCAGUCGCUCACGCUUGGCGGCGUUCAAGCGUUCGCUGAUUGGUCCCAUGUUUCCUGGUCUGGCCGCCUACCCGCAAUUCGGACAGUUCCUCACUUAUCCUCAAGCGGCGCCCAGUCUGCUGGCCAGCAUGUAUCAGCGCUACAAUCCUUUUGCACCCAAGACUGCAGCGGCUGCAGGUUUGCUGCCCGGCAUGAUGGGCGUGGGUCAUCCAGCGGGUGCGCCCGCUGUUGCGCCACCGCCGCCUCCUUCUCAGUUUGUUAGCCCCGCCAGCAGCCAGGAGCUGUAUCAGCGCCUGCAAUAUCAACAGCUGCUGCAUCAACAUGCAGCCGCCGCCGCUUUAGCCGCUCACCAGCGGCAACUGGCAGCAGCGCCCGCCCAGCCACACAUAUCGCAUCUUGGCCAGCCGCCCGCCUCGCCGCCCAUUCAACAGCAGCAGCAACAGCCGCCCGCAGCGCAUCAGCCGCUGGGUUCGCCACCAGCAGCGCCAGCGCCAGCGCAUCAGCCGCUGCUCAAGCCCGUCACUGUGGUCAGUCGCAACAGCUAAAGCAGCAGCUGGAGCACAUGGCGCCCCCAAGCUUAGUUCAUAAGUAUUCAUUGUAUAUAGCAAGAGCCGCGACUGAGGCGCUAGACGCUUGUAAAUAGAGAGGGAGAGCGAGAGUUGGAGAAGAAGAGACCAAGAAGCCAGAGCUAGAAACUUCGGCUAGUCGAAGUUAAAAUAUUCUUGCAGAUCGCAUUAGAGUUCAAAUUAAAUUGAAAUAAAAACGAAAUAAACACUU
This is a messenger RNA of Drosophila busckii, 1587 nucleotides long. RefSeq names its product fork head domain transcription factor slp2 (gene slp2). Gene Ontology annotation, cellular component: nucleus. The record is from RefSeq and is a predicted model, not a curated record. Bases 33 to 1355 code for a protein of 440 amino acids. The transcript has a single exon. NCBI's taxonomy places the organism in Eukaryota, Metazoa, Arthropoda, Insecta, Diptera, Drosophilidae. Gene Ontology annotation, biological process: regulation of transcription by RNA polymerase II. Gene Ontology annotation, molecular function: sequence-specific double-stranded DNA binding; DNA-binding transcription factor activity.